AUGCAUCGCUCUUUCAUAAUUUUCCUAGUGGUUGCAACGUAUGCAUACGUUACGUUUGCAGCUCCGAAAAGUAAUGAGGAUUACACAUUAUGCACCACGCAAAAUUGUAUAGAUACAGCGUCGAAGAUCUUAGCCAGACUCGAUCGUACUGUUGAUCCUUGCGAUAAUUUCUAUCAAUUUGCUUGCGGUGGAUGGUUAAAAAAUAAUCCGGCAAAUAUUUCAUAUCCGAGAAUUAGCUCGCUAUCGGUGAUCAGUGAUGAAACGACAGAGCAAAUUAGAGAGAUCUUAGAAGAUGAUCCCAGACCAGACGAUACGCUUUCCUUGCAAAAGGCAAGGAAGAUAUACAGCAUGUGCAUGGAUAUCGACACACUUAAACGGAUUGGGAUCAACAGUCUUAGAAAAGUCGUGCAGAAAAACGGUGGAUGGCCGAUGACUAUGUCUCCUUUCGAAUGGAAAUUGAAAGGAUUUAAGCGUUGGCAACAAAUUAGUGAUAUAAUGCAGGAUAAUUUGUUUGACAACGGUCUUUACAGUAUAGCAGUGAUGGUAGAUGACAAAAAGUCUGACAGCAAUGUCAUCACCAUCUUGGAACCUGUCUUCUUCGCACCGCGCGACAUCGUGAUCGGUCUUAGCAAAGAUCCGGCGCAAUUAAUGAUGUACAAGUCCUUUAUCAAAACAGUUGCUAACAUCUUUAUAGACGACCAGGGUUCGUACGUUGAUGAAGCGACACUUGAUCAGGAUGCGCUUGAUGUCGCAAAUUUCGAGAUUGAAUUGGCUAAGCUGACAUUAAGCCUCGAAGAUAGUAGGGACAUUGAUAAAGUUUACAAUGCGUUAACAAUUAAACAAUUGCAACAAGCCUAUGAUGUACAACGUCCUAAUGUAAAUGGCAAGAUAAAUUGGUUUGAACGUAUUCGAAGAUUGUUCGCGCCAAAAAAAAUUACAUCAUCCGAGAAACUUAUUGUUCACGCAUAUAAAUAUCUUACUAAUUUAGUACCGCUACUAGAUAGAACGCCCAUUCGUACUAUCGUCAAUUACAUGCAAUGGAACCUCAUCAGAGCUCUGUUACCUUACACCGAACGUACGGAAAAAAUUGCUGUCCAACUUGCCAAAGAGUUUAAGGGAGAAAAGACGGACAAUUUAAGGUCGAAGAAUUGUGUAAACAAAGCCAAUUUAAACUCGGCCAUCUCGCACGAAUAUGCCAAGAGAUACGUAAAGCACGAAAAUAAAGAAGACCUCAUUGAAAUAAUCACGAACAUCGAAGAUGUUGUCCGUGAGCAAAUUUCAGCGUCUACUUGGAUGGACGAGGCUACGAAGAAAGCAUCUCUUGAAAAAUUGUCUUAUAUGAGAAUGCAAGUUCUCACGCCAGAUUGGUACAGCAACAAAGCUAUUGACAAAUAUUACAAUGGCUUAACUGUCACGUGGGACUAUCUUGGAAGCGUAAUAAAUAUAAUGAAUUUUGAAGUCAAAACAAUGUUAAACAACCUAAGGAAGCCCGUUGACAAAAAUAAGUGGCUUAUGGAACCGACAGUAGUGAAUGCUUAUUACAAUCCAUCUGGCAAUGAAAUCGUUAUUACUGCUGCCAUAUCGCAAGAUCCUGUAUACGAUAAAAAUCACCCUUCGUAUAUGAACUAUGGAGGAAUAGGUGUUGUCAUAGGACACGAAAUUAAUCAUGGCUUCGAUAAUUCCGGUCGUAAAUAUGACAAAAACGGCAAUGCCAUACAAUGGUGGACACAGUAUACCAUCGAUAAAUAUGAGCAAAAAACGCAAUGUUUUAUUGAUCAGUACAACAGUUAUUUAGUGCCAGGCUUGGAAGAAUCAAACAUUCAUGUAAAUGGAAAAUUGACGCUAGGAGAGAACAUCGGCGAUUCCGCUGGCGUUGUGGCCGCGUAUUACGCAUACCAGAACAAAAAAACAAAACUGAACAAGCCUGAGAUACGACUGCAAGGACUCGAGGAGUUUAGCGAUAAUCAGAUCUUUUUUAUGAGUUUUGCGCAUGCAUUCUGUGAGAAUGCUACGCCGCAACAAAUACAAUUGUUAUUGUUGGAUGAGCAUCCUAGGCCGGAAAUAAGAAUACGCGGCAGCUUAUCGAAUUUCCCUGAAUUCUCCGCAGCUUACAAUUGUCCGGCAGGAAAAGGAAUGAAUCCGGAUAAGAAAUGUUCUCUUUGGUGAAUAAGAUAACGGAUGACGAAUUCACUCUUAAAAAAGGCAUGUUAAAUCAAUAUCGAAAUGUAGCAAAGUUCUCGAAUUUAUUAUAUUUCUUUUGCAAUGCUAAUUGACUGUUUCAAUUGGCAUCGCAGCAAACAACUGUCAUCACAUAAUUUUAUUCCUAUCAAAAAAUGAAAAUUUACUUUGCUAAGAAUAAACAUUAAUGAUUUAUUAAUA
Cataglyphis hispanica is the source of this 2379-nucleotide messenger RNA. RefSeq names its product neprilysin-1-like. The record is from RefSeq and is a predicted model, not a curated record. Gene Ontology annotation, biological process: protein processing. Gene Ontology annotation, molecular function: metalloendopeptidase activity. Lineage: Eukaryota; Metazoa; Arthropoda; Insecta; Hymenoptera; Formicidae. The transcript is spliced from 18 exons. Gene Ontology annotation, cellular component: plasma membrane. The coding region runs from base 1 to 2166 and encodes 721 amino acids.